UGACAAAUUCUGUCAUUUUUCGUAAUGUCAGCUUGUGUCAAAAAGGAAGUUGGUGAUGUGUUUCAAGCAGCGAAAUACGAAAUAAAUUGGGCUAAUUAAUCGUAAUAUUAUGUCUUCACGUUCUGAAUAAGGGUUAAAUACCAGACAAGAUGAAUUUCAAUGCUUCCAGAAACGUUGGGCAAUCAGGAGGUGGCGGAGGAGGUAUCAGGAAGGCGAAGCGGGUGAGCGAUGUGGCGGCGAUGGGGGCUCCGUCGCCCACGCCGGCCUUCAGCCCUGCGCCGGGCUUCAACGCGGGGUACCCACCAGCCGGCCCACCGCCUCCGUAUCAGGAAGGAAUCCAGUUGGAAACCACUCAGGACUUUGUGGCACCUUCUCCCCCUCCCAGUUAUGGCUUUGGCUUCCCACAGUCACCGAUAGCAUCUCCUGCACAAUUAGGUUCUAUGCUACAGCAGCCAAUUGUUCAAGACAUGGCUUAUCAAUACGGAAAUCAGCUGGCUGCCCAGGGACGGGAGGUGGUGCAGCGAGAGAUCAACAAGUACGUGCCUGUGUCCCGGCUGCGGUACUACUUCGCAGUGGACACGAGAUAUGUGUUAAAAAAGUUGCUACUCAUCAUUUUUCCGUUCACUCAUAAGGAAUGGAUGCUGAAGUACGACCAGGAGUCGCCGGUGCAGCCGCGCUUCGACCUGAACGCGCCCGACCUCUACAUCCCGUCCAUGGGCUACGUCACCUACGUGUUGCUCACCGGAUUCGUGCUCGGUCUCCAGCACCGCUUCUCGCCCGAACAAAUAAGCAUCCAAGCAUCAAGUGCUCUGGCAUACAUCUUCUUCGAGAUGAUCUUAUACCUGGUGACGUUGUACAUCACCAACACCAGCACCAGCCUGAAGACGCUGGACCUGCUGGCGUUCUCGGGCUACAAGUACUGCGCCAUGAUCGGCAGCGUGCUAGCUGGAUUGCUGCUGGGACGGACGGGGUACUACUGCUGGCUGUUUUACAGCAGUUUAGCGCUGUCUUACUUUUUGGUGAAGACGCUCCGCGUGCAAGUACUGACGGGCUCGGGCGGCCCGAGUGGCGGCGCGGAGCCGGCCUACGGCUACGCGGCCGCGCCUGCUUAUGCGGAGAACCCUUACGCAGACAACUGGGCCAAGCCCGCGGGCGGUGGCGGCACCAAACGCCGAGUGUACUUCCUGUUAUUCGUGGCCAUCACGCAGCCGCUGCUGUCCUGGUGGCUCACCUACCACCUCGUGCCCGACGCCGCCGUGCCCGCGGCCCGAUAGCGGCCCCCGGCCCCCGGCCCAGCGGCCCCCGGCCCACCGGCCCCCUUCCCAUCGGCCCCCGGCCCGCGGCGCCGUACUUAGCCCGCUGUCCAGUGGCGGCGUGAUGUGUUACUUGACUGUGCAUUUGGUGGUUUUAAAUUUCGAAGUGUUAAACAAAUAAACAACACAUGAAGACUAAAUGCUGCAAUGGAUGAAUGGACUUUGCUUAAUUAAUGUGUCAAUUCAAUGCAACGCCUGCUGUUUGCUAAAACGUUAACUUUUUUAUAAUAACGUUGUCACUGUAAUCUCGAUAGUCAAAUGGGCUAAAUCUUGAACAUGCUUGUUUACCUAAUUUUCAUCAAAUGGUAGAAAAUUCAAUAAAAAAACAGAAAGGUGCUCGUAAGUUGAGAGGCAG
Molecule: messenger RNA, 1668 nt
Organism: Ostrinia nubilalis (European corn borer)
Lineage: Eukaryota; Metazoa; Arthropoda; Insecta; Lepidoptera; Crambidae
Gene: Yif1
Product: protein YIF1B
Exons: 8
Coding region: 150-1274 (374 amino acids)
Biological process (GO): endoplasmic reticulum to Golgi vesicle-mediated transport
Cellular component (GO): endoplasmic reticulum membrane; COPII-coated ER to Golgi transport vesicle; Golgi membrane
Source: RefSeq, a predicted model, not a curated record